Callorhinchus milii (elephant shark) is the source of this 6947-nucleotide messenger RNA. It is a transcript of the gene shprh, whose product is annotated as SNF2 histone linker PHD RING helicase. NCBI's taxonomy places the organism in Eukaryota, Metazoa, Chordata, Chondrichthyes, Chimaeriformes, Callorhinchidae. The transcript is spliced from 30 exons. The coding region runs from base 104 to 5173 and encodes 1689 amino acids. Gene Ontology annotation, cellular component: nucleosome; nucleus. Gene Ontology annotation, molecular function: ubiquitin protein ligase activity; ATP-dependent chromatin remodeler activity; ATP binding. The record is from RefSeq and is a predicted model, not a curated record. Gene Ontology annotation, biological process: protein polyubiquitination; DNA damage response; nucleosome assembly.
GAGCCUGAACGUCACUACCUGUCUGGUGCUGGGGAGGAAGAAACAACAACAAAGAGGCUGGAAACCCGGUAAUGGCAGAGUUUGGGACACAAAUAGAAAUACAAUGAGUUGUAGAAGAAAACGUGCCACCCCAUUGCGGGUAGGUGAGGAUAAGAAGAAAAAGCUAUGUUGGAACAUGCAUGAUGACCUGAAAGAAAAGGAUAACGUACUGGACAACAGUGAUUGUGGCUUAAUUGCAGGUCCAAGCUUCUUGGGGAACAGACAGGAAGAUGGUAAUCUGAAACUGAAUGAAUCAGUGAACAUCUCAAUUCUUCCAGAGGUUGAAGAUGGAGAGGACUCUUUACAAGACAUCCCCAGUAGCUCUGUCAAGCUGAACUUCACUGUGUCUCCACACCACACUGACGGGAAAUGGAAAGCAAUGCUUGGGGAGUUUACCCUUCAACUUAUAUCAGACCAAGCAUUUCAGGACAGAAUUUGGACUCAGGAUAUACAUUUGAUAAAGACCAGUGUGGAAAACCAUAUUCAGGUCUGGCUCAGGAAGGAACAAGAUGGUUUGAGCAGCAAAGAGAGUGAUUGUCCGGAAGAAAUGGUUCACCUUGUGAGAACUUCACUCAGUUCAAGCAUGCUGCAAAACAUAGUGUGGCUUCAAAAAAAGAAAGUACUUGGAUUUUUUCAAAAGAAAGUUGACCAUUGUCAAACUCUAAAGGUGUGCAUAUACCUGCUCGAGCGCGGCCUGGGAAAACUAGAAUUCCUGAGUGAAGGGAGCUGUAGGAUGAGAAAAACAACUGCAUUAAUUCAGAAACUUAUGGAAUAUUUUUAUGACUUAAUAUCUCCAGAUGUUUUAAUAGUUAAUGAGGAAGAGGCUGAUAAAGAACUUGAAAGGCAAAAUAUAGAGGAACUUUAUGACUUUGUACGACGUUUGCACCAGCAAGAAAUUCUUUGUACUGAAAAAGUUCAGCAUCCUCUACUUAUUCCAGCACUUAGACCAUAUCAACACGAGGCCGUCAGUUGGAUGCUUCAGCAAGAACAUUAUAAAACUCCCUCUUCCUGUAACAAAACUGCUCUACAUUUGUUAUGGAAAGAAUUUACUACAAAGGAUGAAAAUAAACUUUAUUACAACCCAUACACUGGCUAUAUUAUUCGUGAGCGUCCUCUGCCAGGUCCUGAAUGGCCUGGAGGUAUCCUUGCUGAUGAGAUGGGUCUGGGGAAAACUGUAGAGAUACUGGCACUUAUCCUAACCCAUACACGUGAAGAACUCAAACAAGAAACACUGACCCUCCCAGAGGGGAAAUCUGUAAAUUACUACAUCCCUUCUCCACCAUCUUUGAGGUCUCGUAAACCAGAGACAAAGAAAAAUGAACUCAAGCCCAAGGAGAAAGUGAACUAUCCCAGCUUAAGAGUAAUGUUAACUUCGGCCAUAAAGGACAGGAAAAUCAAGAAAGGUGCUUCUGCCAAUGCCAUCUAUAAAUUCAUCACUGCCACUUACAAGUAUGAUGUGCAACGAAACCGGCCACUGAUCAAAAAAACUUUGGAAAAACUUGUUGCAGAACAAGUGGUGGAACAAGUCAAAGGUCACGGAUUAGCUGGAUCCUUCAGGAUGGGAAAGAAUUACAAGGAACAGAUGAAACAAAGUGGAACUGAAAAGCAGAAACGAGGGUUUCCGACCAGUGGAUCGGAACAUAAUGAGUUACGUAAUUUAAUAAACAACAAGCAGAAGGUGAAGGCAGAGGAAAAGGACACAACUUUGAACCCAGUGGAAGAUGACAAAACAACUGAAAACGUGAAGUGUCUCAUGGUAAAUGAACACAAUUAUUGUGGUGCAAAUAAACAGUGUCAGAGUGCAGAAAAACUACCUGUAUCACCCCAGAGCUUUACUAAAGAGCAAAAGGAUGGCGCAGUACAUGCUGCACAAAAAGAGAUGAAAGCAACUAUUGAAAUGAACCAUGAGAGUAAAAGUUGCAGUGAAGAACUGCAUUCUGUGACCAAUCAUAAUAGUAACUUACGUGCCCAAAAAGCAGAUUCUUAUCAGAAAACAGAGACUGUAUAUCCCUCAGGGCAACAAAUGGUCUUUCCCUUCAAUACUUCACGAUAUCGCUUUGAGUGCAUCUGUGGAAAAGUUGGGCUGGCCGAUUACAAAGCACGUGUCCAGUGUCUGAAUUGUCACCUCUGGCAGCAUGCUGAAUGUGUUAAUUAUAAAGAAGAAAACUUAAAAACCCGACCGUUCUACUGCCCACACUGUCUGGUUGCCAUGAAGCCUGUGCCCACGUCAGCAACUCUCAUCAUCUCACCGAGCUCCAUCUGCCACCAGUGGGUGGAUGAAAUUAACAGACACGUGAGAUCUUCUUCACUCUGCAUUUUGGUAUACCAAGGAGUAAAGAAGCAUGGCUUUAUCCAACCUCACAUGUUGGCCAAGCAUGACAUUGUUAUCACGACAUAUGAUGUUCUUCGAUCGGAGCUAAACUAUGUCGACAUACCUCACAGCAAUAGUGAUGAUGGCCGGCGUUUCCGCAACCAAAAACGUUACAUGGCAAUUCCAAGCCCACUGGUGGCGGUGGAGUGGUGGAGGAUCUGUCUGGACGAGGCUCAGAUGGUGGAAUGUGCUACUGCAAAGGCUGCAGAAAUGUGUCUAAGAUUAAGUGCAAUAAAUCGUUGGUGCGUCACUGGAACUCCUGUUCAAAGAGGCUUAGAAGAUCUGUAUGGAUUAGUACUGUUCCUUGGUGUCGACCCAUACUGGGUCAAACACUGGUGGGACCAGCUCCUAUACCAACCUUACCGCAGGAAAAAUCCUUUUCCUCUCUAUAGCCUCAUUGCAAAGAUCAUGUGGAGAACAGCAAAAAAGGAUGUGCUUGAUCAGAUCCAGAUUCCCCCUCAAACAGAGGAAGUUCACUGGCUUCAGUUUUCCCCUGUGGAGAGGCAUUUUUACCAUCGGCAACAUGAGUUCUGCUCCCAAGAUGCGCUGCAGAAACUGAGAAAAAUUUCUGACUGGAGCAUUAAGCUGAGUAUUCUGGAUAGACGAACAGUGGCUUCCAUUCUGUAUCCGUUACUUAGGUUAAGGCAGGCGUGCUGUCAUCCACAGGCUGUUCGUGGAGAGUUUCUUCCACUGCAGAAAAGCACCAUGACAAUGGAGGAACUUUUGAAGUCACUUCAGAAAAAAUGUUGCACAGCGUGUGAAGAGGCUCAUCGACAGCUUGUCUGUGCUCUCAAUGGUUUGGCAGGCAUCCACAUUAUCAAAGAUGAGUUUACGACGGCAGCUGAAUAUUACAGAGAAGUUCUGCGCUCAUCUGAAGAACAUAAAAGCAAACUUAAAACAGAUUCUUUACAGCGUCUCCACGCGACUCAUAACCUUAUGGAACUUCUGGAGUCAAAACACCCAGGGAUUCCACCAACACUUCGAGAUCACAGACUUCGAGAUGAGACUGAGCAGCAUAAACAGCACUACAUGAACAAAUCAGAUGCUGAGGUUUCUGAGGCAUAUCAAGCUCUGCAAUCAGUUCAGCAAAACAUGCGUGAUCUGCAGCGCAAGAUUAAUGCAGGGGUUCCUUGGUGGCUGGGUAUCAUUGAGAAUUCACGGCAAGAUGCUAUGGAUGAGGAGCUAGUAAUCCGAGUGCAAAAUGAACUCUCAUCCAACUCUAAGCACCAAAGCAAUAAAUUCUCCAUGGCAGAAAAAUUCCGUGACUCUAGAGGCUUGCAGUUUCUGCUGACAGUGCAAAUGGAAGAGCUGAGGAAAUCUCAACAGUUGGUGCAGGAUGCUGUGAAGAAUCUGGAGGCCCCCCCAUCACAACAAGCGAUUCACGCCGCCACCAUCUGCCAUCUCCGGCCUGUCCGAUUUCCUUUGAACAACUGUCUAUUCUGUAAAGCAGAUGAACUAUUCACAGAAUACGAGUCAAAGCUUUUCUCUCACAGUGUUAAAGGGCAGAAAGCAAUCUUUGAGGAGAGGAUCGAAGACGAAGAUAGAUUAGUUGAUGAUCGUUUACCUACCACUAGUCGUGGACUUUGGGCAGCAAGUGAGACUGAACGCUCUUUAAAAGCCAUCUUGACCUUUGGAAAAGUUCGCCGAAUGGACGCAAUGCUCAUAGAAGAAGGGAAUAUCUUCAUGGAACAAUUUGAAGCAGUGAAAAAGGAAUAUAAGUUGCUGCAUGAAUAUUGGAUGGUACUACGGGAUCGUGUCUCUGCUAUAGAUGAGCUAGCGAUGGCAACAGAGAGGUUUCGAAUACGCCUUCCGGAUGAACCUAAACCCAAUCUUCCUGUUCUUCACAUCAUUGAGCCACAUGAGGUGGAACAGAAUCAAAUGAAGCUCUUAAAUGACAAGCUGGUGGCCACAUCGCAGUUACAGAAGAAGCUUGGCCAACUUCUCUAUCUCACAAAUCUGGAGAAGUCCCAGGAUUCAUCAACAGGUGCCAUCAAUCCCGAGCCAUGUCCAAUCUGUGCACGCCCAUUAGGGCAACAGUGGGCAGUCUUAACAUGUGGACACUGCUUCUGCAAUGACUGCAUCGCCAUUAUAAUAGAACAGUAUAGCACUGGGGCUCGGCGAAGUGCCAUCAAGUGUGCCAUUUGCAGGCAGACAACAACACACAAAGAAAUCUCUUAUGUAUUCACAGCUGAGACUGCAAACAAAGAUGAUGAUAUUCCAAUAAAGGGCAGUCACUCGACUAAAGUGGAGGCUGUGAUCCGAACACUGAAAAAGAUACAGCUGAGGUAUCCUGGAGCCAAGGCUUUAGUCUUUUCAACGUGGCAAGAUGUGUUGGAGAUAAUAGGGAAAGCUUUGUUUGACAACAACUUGGAGUUUGUUCAGAUUGAUGGCCUUCAUAAGUUUCAGGAGAAUCUCUCAGCAUUUAAAUAUGAUGCCAAGAUCAACAUUUUGCUCCUGCCCCUCCACACAGCAUCUAAUGGGUUAAACAUUAUUGAAGCCACACAUGUGCUUCUGGUGGAGCCUAUUCUAAACCCCGCCCAUGAGUUACAAGCCAUUGGCAGAGUACAUCGCAUUGGACAAACAAAACCAACUGUUGUUCAUAGAUUUCUAAUCAAAGCAACCAUUGAGGAAAAGAUGCAAAGUAUGCUUAAAAGUGCUGAGAAAAGCCACAGCAAGUCUGCAGUGAUAAACUCUGAAGCCUCUGUAUUGACUGUGGGAGACCUAGCAGAUCUAUUCACAGAAGAAAGGAAUGUGGAUGAAUGAAGGCAGUCUCUUUGGUCAAGAGGUUGAAGAUCAAUUGCAUCUAUAUAUUGCUUCUUUACUUCGUAUUGUGAGAUCUUCCUACCACAGAAAGUUGUAACUUAUUAACGACAACCAAAGAGCAGAAUUGCUUCUGAAAAACAAGCUCAGUGAGCUUCAAAUAAGUCAAGUGAAGGCAUAGAGGUCGAUUAUGCUUUACUUUUAAACAAAACUGGUUUUAAUGUUUGAAUACAGUAUUUCUAAUAUUGAGGAUCAAAACCUUCCUAACAUUUUAAUUCAAAACUUUCAUACCUAUCAAAAGCUAUUCUCAGCACUGGUUGAUGUACAAUAUGGCGGGUUAAUAUAAAUUUGUUAAGGUGCAGUCUUUUUCAACAUACAUUUCAACCAUAUUCUUAAGAUCAAGCAUCCUUUCUUUCAGUCAGUCUAAUAAUUUAUUUGUAAAUCACUGUAUGAUAGGGCAUUUGUAUCUCCAGUCUUAAUGUUAAUCAAACAUUAACAAAAGAAAGUGACUGCUUAAUUGUUCCUCGUAUUUGCAAGUGUGCAGAUAUUCUGUAUCAAUAUGAAAGUCUCUCUUAGCUGUGAGGAUCUUACUUGAAAUGAGUGUGAGGGACCUCAGUGUGGUUCUUGGUGGUUGUGAGCCCACAUUUAAGAACCUGCCAACAAUUUUGUCUGUCUGAAAUUGGCACUAUCUUUCAGGGGAUGUGAGAUUGCUCAGUCUAAGGAAAUUGAAAUAGAUUGAAUUUGAAGGCAUAUUGUAUGGAAAAGAAAUGCAAAACAUGGAGUGAAUUGAUAAUAGCAAAUGUGCAAUAUAUCCUCUGAAAAUGCAGUAGCAUUUAAAAGUGGCAUCAUUCAUAGUAACAGUUACUCCUCAAUGGAAUGGUUCCUCACUCCCUCUGUGCUGGUAUAUGCUUUGCCUUGAUUGAGUAAACCUGGGAAAAUAACAUGGCUAUAUUGAAUAUUUUGCAUUGCCUCCACACAAAAUGAGUUAAUGGAACUCUGUUUAGAAGGCACUGCACUAAGAACAUCUGGUCAGCCUCCAGCGCUUGACUAAUCCCUGUACCCAGGAAAUUGUGCCUGUGCCGUUCCCCAAUGCUCCAGUGAGGCUCCACCAAGGGGCACGAUGUCCAAGAAACGUGACCAGUCGCACACAACUUUUAUUUGACACCUGGUCAGUGUUUGAUUCCUACUCUGUAUCUUUUCUUUGCUAAUCUACAUCUGGGAUACAUAUUUAGGGUCAAGUAAAGAAUCACACCACACAACAAGAAAUUUGGGAAUAAUAUAUGUGUGUAUAUAUAUAGAUAUAUAUAGAAGUAUGCAAUGUAUCGAAUAUUUGCCCUUGAUGGAUUUGUGACCUAUUUGGUGAUCUGCUGGUGAGUGACAUAACGGCAGCAGUGUCUGGUGCUGCUAUCACUGGACUUAAGUGCUUCAGAAGAGGCACCCAUUGUCGCUUGAUCCCAGGCUGCGAUCCGCCAUUGUAGUUUUUUUUUAAAUUACAUUUCUUUUAAAAUUACAUUCCUUUUCUUUCUUACAAAAAUGACUUGCAAAAAAAGUGUAAAUCUUUACAGAAAUAUCAUGAGCACCGUCUUUUUUUUUAACAGUUCAGGUGUCUGCUUUUCGGAGAGGCUAAGCGCUCUGAGACACUGCCCCGUGUGAAGGGCUCUAUAUAAAUGCAAGUUGUUGUUGUUUGCAAUGCAGGCUGCAGGCAUACAAAAUUUGAAUGGUAAAUCCGAUUUUUUUUUGUCUAUUUUGUGUAUAGUUGUCUACAAAUACACAGUCA